Mycena citricolor is the source of this 1388-nucleotide messenger RNA. The record is from the annotation of a GenBank genome assembly. Lineage: Eukaryota; Fungi; Basidiomycota; Agaricomycetes; Agaricales; Mycenaceae.
GUGCGAACCCAUCAAUACAUGCGCGAUCAGGUGAUGCACAUGUUCCUUUACGUACUACAUUAGUUGAAGAAUCGACGUUUACAUGUCAUCCACGACGACGACGUCCCCCACGCGACAGCAGCAACGGUUCAGCACACGAGCUUGUGUCCGCAAGGCCCGUGGUGUUGCCUCCGUUGUCAAACUGGAGGGUGUCUCUGCUGCUCUUACUACACCUAAGAAAGCGCCUACUAGUAGAAAGGGCAAAGGAAAAGCCAAGCAGACGGGUGGCGAUCCGAGCGCUCCGACAGCCGAGGAAUGGAAUCGUAUGACCCCGUACGAAUCGUUUGUUGGGCAGGACAAUGAAGGGGGUGACGAGGAGUUCAAGCUGGGGGAUACAGCUGCCGUGCUUCCUGGAUGGACUGUGCCAGGGAGGCGGCUCCCGGCGCACAGGUACUGGAUCGUGAAGAUCAAAGGCAUACGCGCACGACAGCACGCACCAAUCUCGAAGCGGCGGAAGCGGAACACGCAUGGGUCUAUUGUGGACAUGGAUAGCCAGGAUCACCCCGAUAUCUGGGUCAGAGUCAACUGGUACUAUUCACCAGGGGAAGUGAGCAGGGUUACUAAGGAAUUUUCGGAAGGUCGUUGUCUCAAAACCGAACGGAUAUACUCCGAUCACAGUGACCUCGUCUCUGCUCUGGCCUUCGAGCAUCACGUUUCCGUCCAACGAUUUCACGAAGACGAUCCGGACCAGCUGCCGAUCGGACAGGAUGACUUUUACACUCGGUACUUCAUGAAGACUGCCGUUCGCCCACUGGAGUUGCUUCAGUUUAGUCUAAAAACUUCCGGCGAAGAUCAGUCUCCAAUCACCGGAUGUUUCUGCGGAGCACCUUAUGACGUGAAAAGCCGUGUCCUGUCAAAUGUUAUGCACAUGUGCCCUCGCCCCAGGUGCCGACGCGUUUACCAUCAGUCGUGUCUGCUAGAACGCCAGCACUAUCUAGAGAUGACGAAUCCUCUGGCCCGGCUCCUGGUGUCACCAGACUGCAACGAACCUGUGACCCUCCCCGCCUUCUCUGACAGGAAACGGAGGGCGUAUCUAUCUGCAGCUUGGACCGAUAUCCCCGAAGAUCUCGUUCUACUCGCGUCGAAGCCGAUGGUUCGUGGUGGCGCCGCAUUGCCGGGGUUGGGCAUCACGGGGAAUGCACGAGAUGUGGCCUACGCGCGACGGACGAUAUAUGCUGCUUUGUCCGACGGUCACAAGGUACCGGAACGAUGGGAAGAGUCGGUUGAUUUGGAGCAUUCGCUGGUGUCCGGUCUACCACUUAUUUCACGCAAUGGAACGAACGAAAUGACUUUGGUCUGUCCCUGUUGUGCCGCAGCAAUAUAAUGAGUCUGUGAUCUGCGAGGGGAAU